GCUGCUGAUAGGCAAGGCAACGGAGGGAAACUUCUGCCGCUUCAUCAACGGAUAACUCUGAAGAGUCAUUUCAUUCAACAUGUUUUGCCAUCUGAACACUGUGCUUUAAGCUUUCAACCAUGAUUUGGACUAUUGUGUUAGCAUAUUGUGUUGCUUUUGUGUUGGGAAAUAAGACCGAUGAACGAAUACCUUUCUUUCACGGGCAUGUGUUUGAAAACUCUCCACUGGGCUCAAAAGUGAACGGGCUGAGUAUCCCGGUGAAGCGCAUCGACCCGCAGAGAUGGAGCUCGAAGUCCGACAUGCACCUGAAACUCCAGGGAGACCGGAGCGAAGAUUUUCACGUCUUCGCCCACCACCGACGAGGACACAUAUUACUAAAGACCUCAAACGUGCUGGAUAGAGAGGAGCGCUCUGAGUAUUACCUCAGCCUGGCGCUUUGCUGUCGGAGCUGCGCCUCAGCCGAGCGCGUCGUUGCCGAAGUUGCUUCUAUUAAAGUGGACGUGCUCGAUACGAACGACCACGAGCCCACUUUCCGCCACUCAGACGUGAAAAUAACUUUAGACGACGCCACGGCCCUGAGGUCGGUGGUGUACACGGUAAAAGCAGAGGAUGUCGACAGCGGCAAAAACGCCGAGCUUAUAUAUUACGCGCUGCCGAAAAACGGCAGUUUUUAUGUGGUGCCCAAAACCGGCGACAUUCUCCUCGUGGACUCGAUACUCGGUCUCGCGCAGCCCAUAAAGUUCAGCGUGUUUGCGCGAGACCACGGCUGGCCCGUUCGAACCAGUCACAAUAUGGAUAUAGAGAUAAGUCCGCGCCAAUGGCCGGCUCUUUCCCAGCUCGACAACGGACUCUCGAGAAAGUCCCGUUCCGUGAUGGAACCUGACAAACCCAUUAAAGUCACGGUGUCCGAAGACGCGAGUAUCGGCUCGGUUAUAAUGAAUCUGCACCCGGUGAGGUUUCAGUCCGCCAGCUUUGAGCUGACACUACCGGACGCGGAUAACUCUCCAGUCACAGUGAGUCGGGACAGCGGAGAUUUGGUUAUAUCGAGGCGGCUCGACCGAGAGACGCGGCCGUUAGUGGAGAUAACUGUAAAAGUGCAGGAUAAGCGAGGUUCAGAAUGGUAUACAGUGCGAGUGGAACUGACGGUGAUGGAUGUAAAUGAUAACGCCCCAGAAUGGACAAUGGUACCCUUCCCAUAUCUAUGUGUGGUACCUGCUAGUGCUCCGCCCAACACACUGGUCUAUAAGCUUCAAGCCAGAGAUGGAGAUGAGGGCGUCAAUGGAGAGGUGGAGUACUUCCUGUCUGAUGGAGGCGACGGGAGGUUUGAGGUGGACAGGAAAAACGGCCAUGUGCGGACCACAGGUCUACCCCUGCAGAGAGACAGAGAAUACCUGCUAACCGUGGUGGCCGCCGACCGUCAGGGCAGCCGAGGUCCUCCUGCCAUAGUGUCUGUUGUUGCGGGUCCAAGAGCUCCUCAGUUCACCAACGUGUCUUAUACAAUUUCUAUACCAGAGAACAUGCCAGAAGGACAGCCUUUCAUAGUCACUCCAGCAAUGUCCUUUCAAAAGCUGCCAAUAACGUACAGCCUUCUCAUCAAUCCCAGCAGUCUUUUCAGCAUCCAUCAGGAGACGGGGGAGAUCAGUCUGACCCGCAGUGUAGACUAUGAAAGCGAUCAACACCGUUAUCUGCUGCUGGUGAGGGCCAGUGAGAACCAGGACAGUCUCAGCAGUGCUGCGGAGGUGCGAGUAAUCAUCACAGACGAGAAUGACUGUGUCCCAGAAUUCCUGCAGUCAAUUUACAGUAAGGACGGUGUACCUGAGACGGUCACCACAGCAACGUCACUCCUGCAAGUUUCAGCCAGUGAUUGCGAUUCGGAACAGAACGCCGAUAUCACGUACUACACUCUAAUUCCAGAUUUCAUUAUUUCGGCCCAUGGCACCAUAUUCCCAGCAGGCCCUUUGGAUUACGAGAGACUUAACCAUCUGUAUGAGUUUGUAGUGAUGGCAGUGGAUAAGGGCGAGGUGCCCCGCACUGGUACAGCCACCGUACGUCUCCGUAUGGCCAAUGUCAACGAUGAGCCUCCGGAGUUCUCGCAGCCUGUGUAUCGGACCUUUGUCUCAGAGGACGCAGGGCCCAACACUCUGGUCGCAACAGUGCUUGCCAAGGACCCGGAUGGAGAUGGGAUCACAUACAAAAUUACCGCAGGCAAUGAGGAGGGCAACUUUGUCAUCGACAGUCAGAAAGGACUGAUCCGUCUGCGCUCCAGCCCACCUCCCAAACUUCAAGGAAUGAAGUACAUUCUGAACGUAACAGCAACGGAUGACAACGCCUCCGGUGGACUGCAGUCCCUCUCUGCCACUGCCCAGAUCAUUGUUGGAGUAAAUGAUGUAAACAACAACAAACCCGUGUUUGAAAAGUGUCUCGAGUAUAAGGAACGAGCCUCAGUGCUGGAAAAUAAACCAGCUGGAAUGUUUGUGCUGCAAGUUCAUGCAGAAGAUGCUGAUGAAGGGGCCAAUGGAAGAGUAACGUAUGGCUUCAUGCAUAAAGAUAGCACUGUUCCUGCCUUCAGCAUUGAUCCUGAAACAGGUGUUAUCGUAACCGCUAUCAAGUUUGAUCGCGAGAGGCAGAGAGAGUACGCAGUAACAGUGACGGCUACGGACCAAGCGGCAGAUCCCCUCAUAGGCAUCUGCCAACUCAACAUCCAAAUCUUGGACGAGAACGACAACAGCCCCAAAUUUGAGAACCUGCGCUACGAGUACUUCCUGCGAGAGGACACAAAGAUCGGUACCAGUUUUCUGCGCGUGGCUGCGCACGACGAUGAUUACAGCACUAAUGCAGCCAUCACUUACUCCGUGUCUGGAGAACAGCCAGAGUACCUGCGAGUAAAUCCCCUCACAGGCUGGGUCUACGUCAACCAGCCCAUCUCGCAGAGGACCUACAUCAGUAGACAGAUCAUAGCUACAGACGGUGGAAACCGUAGCAGUUUAGUUGAACUGGCUGUCACUAUCACCAACGUAAAGAACCAGCCGCCGCAGUGGGAGAAGGACAAAUACGAGGUGGUCAUACCUGAAAACACUGUCAGAGACACUCCAGUUGUGACUAUCAAGGCCACUUCUCCACUGGGUGACCCAAGGGUGACUUAUAAUCUGGAGGAUGGAUUGGUUCCAGAGAGCAACAUGCCUGUUCGUUUCUAUCUAACGCCAAAUCGUGAAGAUGGCUCUGCCUCUAUCCUUGUUGCAGAACCUCUGGAUUAUGAAAUCACCCGCAACUUUAUGCUUAGGGUUCGAGCGCAGAACGUGGCUCCUGUACCACUAGCAGCCUUCACUACUGUUCACAUAAACAUCACAGAUGUCAAUGACAACGUGCCAUUCUUCACCUCUUCUAUAUACGAGGCAUCUGUGACAGAAGGAGCGGAGAUUGGGACUCAUGUUCUUCAGGUGUCAGCCAAUGAUCUUGACCUGGGGAUGAAUGGGAAGAUCUCAUACUCGCUACUGAAUGACCGCAGUGGUGACUAUCAGUACUUCGGCAUUGAUCCUGAGCUGGGAACUAUCUACACAGAGGCUGUGUUUGACCGCGAGACCAAGGGAUCUUACCUGCUGGAGGUGAAGUCAGUGGAUGGCUGGGAGUCUGCCAGGCCGGGGAAGCACGGGCAACCCAAUUCAGAUACGGCGUACGUGCGCAUUUUCAUCAGUGACGUGAACGAUAACAAGCCGGUGUUUUCGCAGUCCGUGUACGAAGUGGAUGUGGACGAGGAUGCUGACGUGGGCUCCACCAUCCUCACUGUCAGCGCUAAUGAUGAAGAUGAAGGUGCCAAUGCCAAGUUGCGCUAUCAGAUUACAUCAGGUAACGUGGGAGGUAUUUUUGACAUGGAGCCUGAGGUGGGAACCAUUUUUAUCGCACAGCCACUGGAUUACGAACAGCACAAGCUUUAUAAACUGCACGUUUUGGCCUCUGAUGGGAAGUGGGAAGAUUACUCCACUGUUAUAGUCACCGUUGUGAAUAAGAACGAUGAGGCUCCUGUGUUCUCUGUGAACGAGUACUAUGGCAGCGUGACCGAGGAGCUGGACGGUUCUCCUGUGUUUGUGCUACAGGUCACUGCCUCCGACCCAGACAAGGAUGCUGACCAGGAGGCUUUGAGGUACUCUUUGCAUGGUCAAGGUGCUGAGAGCGAGUUCAUCAUUGACGAGGUCACGGGGAAGAUUUACGCCCAGAGGACAUUAGACCGGGAGGCGCGGGCAGUUUGGCGCUUUGUAGUACUGGCCACAGAUGAGGGCGGCGAGGGGCUAACGGGAUUCACUGAUGUCAUUAUCAAUGUUUGGGACAUAAAUGACAACGCUCCCAUUUUUGCUUGUGCCCCUGACAGUUGCCAUGGCGAUGUAGCUGAGAAUUCCCAGCCUGGCACUCCUGUUAUGGAGAUGACUGCCACUGAUUUAGAUGAUGCAGCUGUUGGACAGAAUGCAGUUCUGGCUUAUAGAAUUGUGGGUAACGCGGCCUUGAAUGGCGGUAACAGCGGGGCGGAUAUGUUUAGCAUCAACCCUGCUACCGGGACAGUUUUAGUGGCAAUGUCUGGUCUCGACAGGGAGCAGACUGAUACGUAUAUCCUGGUGGUGGAAGCUCGUGACGGUGGAGGUAUGAUAGGGACAGCGACGGCCACUAUACACGUGACGGAUGUUAAUGACCACGUGCCACGUUUUUUUGACCUGUCGUGCUCAGUACGCAUCCCUGAGAGCAGCGAGCCCAACAGCGCGGUCGUAGAGCUGUCCGCUGAGGAUGCAGAUGCUGGAGAGAAUGGUCAGCUGACAUUCAGUGUGGUGGCCGGUGAUCCCGAGCAGAAGUUUUACAUGGUCAGUCAUCGGCAGGAUCAGCGCGGGACCCUUCGCCUCAAGAAGCGUCUGGAUUAUGAAAGACCAGGCGAGCAACGCUUUAACCUCACCAUCAAAGUGGAAGAUAUGGAAUAUUCCAGCCUCCUACACUGCACCGUAGAGGUAGAAGACUGCAAUGACCACACCCCUGUCUUCAUCCCACACUUUCUGCAGAUACCUGCUCUACGAGAAGAUGUUGCUCCGGGAACUAGCUUGGCCAGUCUGGUUGCCAGUGAUUUGGACUCGGGACUCAACCGGGAGAUCACUUACAGCAUUGCUCCAGAGUCCGAUCCAUACCAUCUGUUUUCUGUGGACCAAUCAGGGAUGGUCACCGUGACCAGCGAGUUGGACCGGGAAAAGGUUACACAGCAUCACUUGGUAAUAUUAGCGACAGACCACGGCGUGCCACCUUUGACCGGCACGGCAACUAUCCAGAUGGCUCUGCUAGAUGUAAAUGACAACGGUCCAGAGUUCGAGGCAGCCUAUGCACCUGUUGUGUGGGAGAACGUCAUGGGACCACAAUUCGUGCGACUUAACCAAAGCUCCACUCUACUCAGAGCUGUAGACAGAGAUUCUGAGGAAAACGGAUCACCCUUUUCUUUCUCUGUUCCUCUGGAGUAUCGCUACAGCAAUGACUUUCACCUGCAGGAUAAUGGUAAUGACACUGCAACCAUCACGGCCCUGAGAGCCUUCGACAGAGAGGGACAGAAGGCGUUUUUACUGCCCAUCAUCAUGACUGACAGCGGUAUUCCACCGAAGACCGUCACUAACACCCUUACUAUCACCAUCGGGGAUGAGAAUGACCACGCCCACACAGCUGGACAGAAGAAGGUGUUCAUAAACUGUCACAGAGGGAGAAUGCCCACCAAUGUGCUGGGGAAGGUCUACUCACCAGAUCCAGAUGACUGGGAUAACAAGACAUAUGCCUUCGAGGGACAUGCCCCUAAUUAUUUCAUCCUGAACAAGCGGACAGGGUUCCUCAUUAUAAAGGAAAACACACCGCCCGGGAGUUACGACUUUCAGGUGCAAGUCUCAGAUGGGAUGUGGCCGGAUGCGAUCUCCAGCGUCAAGGUUAACGUGAGAGACCUACGGGACGAUGCCAUCUACAACUCAGCCUCUUUGCGAAUAGCAGACGUUUCCGCCACGGAGUUCAUGGAACGUCGCGGCAAUCUGAAGAGCAGGUACGAGCUGCUGGGCGACUUCUUGUCAGACAUGCUGUCUGUGGGAGCAGACGACGUCAACAUUUUCAGUCUGGUGGAGGUGCGGGAGAGGACGCUGGAUUUGAGGUUCACCGUUCACAGUGCGCCGUUCCUCAGAGCUGAGAAAGUGCACGGAUACCUCGCAGCUCAUAAACAGAAACUACAAUCCUUUCUUCAGGUUAACGUGACCCAGGUUCAUGUAGAUGAGUGUGUGGACGCUGACUGUCGGGGAGGGGGAGGCUGUACCAGCCACCUGAGUGUGACUGACAAGCCAGCGGUGGUGGACUCGGGCAGCAUGGCUCUUGUGUCCGUGACCGUGGAAGCCGCAGCUGUCUGCAGCUGCUCGGCACGCGAACAUUAUCACCAGGGCUGCUCCGUCUAUCCCAGAAACCCCUGCCAUAACGGAGGAAUCUGUGUGGACACGCAGAGUGGAUACAGAUGCCAGUGCCCAGCUCAGUUUGAGGGACCCGAGUGCCAGCAGACAAAACACAGUUUCCAUGGCAACGGCUAUGCUUGGUUUCCCCCCAUAAGGCCAUGCUUCGAAAGCCACCUCUCUCUUGAGUUCAUCACAGAGGUGGCAGAUGGCUUGCUGCUCUAUAGUGGACCCGUCUCCCAGCUUCAACCGUGGGAGCCUGAAGACUUCAUGGCUAUAGAACUGAUCGACGGCACCCCCACCCUGAAAAUCAACCACGGCUCGGGUACGUUGGUCCUGCAGUUGCCGGGCAACGUGAACGUAGCGGACAGACGGUGGCACAGGCUGGACGUGAGGAGCAACAGCAAAGAGGUGCGUUUUACACUUGACCGUUGUGCAGGAGCCACGAUAAUGGAGAUGGAGGGUGUAGGCAGCUGGCUAACCACUGAAGACCACACUUCCUGUGAAGUCACCGGUGUCACGCCAAAUAUGGACAGGCAUCUGAACAUCACUCAGGUACUUCAGCUUGGAGGAGUGAAUGAGAAUCUGCCCUAUAUCUAUCCACAGCUCCAACACAAGCACUUCACCGGCUGCAUCCGAAACUUCAUCGUGGACAGCAAGUUUUAUGACUUAGGAUCCCCAGCAGACUCCUUUGGCAGCACUCCGGGAUGUCUCAUGACUGACAGUAGCUGUGUGAAUAUGGGCUUUCCCUCCUGCGGGACCAGGGGCCGCUGCCACGGCGAGUGGGGUUCCUUCAGCUGUCAGUGUAUUCCUGGGUACAGCGGGCAUCAGUGUGAAAAGGAGGUUCCAGAGUAUUCUUUCGACGGAAGGAGUCAUUUGCACUUUCAGCUGGCCUUCACGCUCCCCGCCAGGCAUACGCAGGUUCAGGUUCUGGUUCGGACCCGCAAACACAACAGCUCUAUUCUCACCCUGCUGUCCAAAGAACAGAAUGAAUACAUCAAGCUGGAGAUCUACCAGGGUCUGUUAACCGUCUUCUACAACCUCGGCGAUGGGGACUUCAACCUGACGAUGCCCUCGUAUCGUGUAGACAACGGCGAGUGGCACGAUGUUCACUUAGAUCGCCACGACAAUGAGAUGACCCUGCGUGUGGAUGGCGGCGGUGGAAGAAGAGAGGUCACGGGCUCGCCAGGUCGCAGUCGGGAGAUUGUUAUCGAUCCAGCCGUGGUGAUGCUGGGCAACUCAUUCCCCUCGGGACACAACAAGAGUUUCCAAGGCUGUCUGCGGGACCUGAGACUCAGUGGGCGGUUUAUUCCUCUAGAUGGUCAGCCCAGAGAGGGGGUGUCGGUGGUCAGUUCUCAGGGUGUAUCUUUGGGCUGUUCCUCUGAUUCCUGCAGGAAAAACCAAUGCAGCCCCCCAUUCACCUGUGUGGAUCUGUGGAGAAUUCAUGAGUGCAGGUGUCCACCAGGUCACAUGGUCAAGGCAAACGCCACAGGAAAGUUCUGCGUGUACACGCUGUGUGCCAGCCGCCCAUGUCACCGAGGGACGUGUGUGGCACAGUCUCCCUCCAAAUUCACCUGUCACUGUCCAGAGGGUUACCGCGGUCGGCACUGUGAGGUGACGCUGGCCAUCUACCGGGAUGACGUGGGACUCAGUUUCAGCUCACUCUUUGCCAUAUGCAUCUGUUUCAUGGCCCUGCUAGUGCUGCUGUUGGGGAUUUUCCUGUACACGCGCUGGCGGAGCUAUAAAGGCUUGAAGGAGGGGGUGUAUCACGUGUCCGCUCACCAUGACGGCUGGGAGGACAUCCGAGAGAAUGUUCUCAACUACGACGAGGAGGGCGGCGGAGAGGAAGACCAGAAUGCAUACGACAUGGCAGAACUUCAAAAGUCUUUGCAGCCCAGUCCAGCCCAGUCGGUGCAGUACAGCCGGUCCCGAGCCAUCCACCACCACCCACCUUCCCAGCAGCAGCAGCAACACUUCUGCCAGCCUGACCCCCCCUCCAGAGCGGGCACCGGCACCUCCUCCUCCAUCUCCUCCAGCACCACCACAGUCCGCCGGGACGUGCCCCCCUCCCGGUCGCCGGCACAAGGCCAGACAGCAAAUACCAGCCGAGCGGCUCAGCUGGCCCGCAAGAGCCUGUCCUUCUCCAGCCAGGACCUGGCCCGCUACCUGUGUGAAAUUAUCCGUGAUGCCGACCAGCAUCCAGAGACGGCGCCCUUUGACUCCCUUCAGGUCUUCUCCACAGAGGGGGGAGGCUCACUGGCUGGGUCGCUGAGUUCCUUCAGCUCCGCUGGGCUGGAAGAGGGAACAGCGGGUCACGAGUGUCUGAAAGAGUGGGGGCCGCGCUUCGAGAAGCUGAAAGCCCUGUACGAGCGGGCGGAGGGCAGCGACCUCUGAGGAAGAGUUCCUGCAGUCGGAGGGGAGGAGGGAGUCCACUACAGACAUUUCGAGAGAACCAGAGGGAUGUUUCUUAUUGUGAAAGCGCCUGCUUUUUGGCUUUCUCUGGUUGCGUUACUUGAUACGAAAUGCUCCCCCUGCGUACCGAGCCAGAUGACAUCUGGGACGCUCAAUGAGCAGCAAAUUGGAAGUGCCAAUCCAAGAAAGGUGGCGUGGUCGUGGCAAUUUCUAAGCCCAGCAUGGGUGUCUUUAUUACAGUGACUUGCGGCUGACAAUGAUUUCAGCGAAACCAUUCGUUGUCUUUGUGACUGACAGUGGGCGAAAUGCCUCGGACGUGCUUCGCUCUGAACUUUGCUGAUAUCCCGCUCUAUAUGUCUGUAUGGUCCGUGUGUUCUUAAAUAAAGGAAAGAUGGAAAGAAAAAUAAAGCGACGUGACCGGGAGGGUUUUUCUCCCUGCCAUCAUUGGCCGGUUUGUGAAAUCAGUUUGCUGCUUGUUUUGUCAGAGUGGCCACUUGUGUUCAUCAAUCAUCACUUCAUACUCGGAUAGCGUUGAUUUCUUUCUUGCUCAACCCUCUGCAUAAUAUCUAUUCUCUUGGAAGCGAGGAUGAAAGAGGCCGUCCGUGGGGAGAAAGACCAAUAAAAACUGAAGAUGUGUGGGAAACACUGAAGAAAAUGAAAUGGAAUGCGGCUUCAUUGUUUGGCAUUUUAAGAGACGUUCCUUGGGAAUACAAAUUGUGUCCUGUCUUUCCAGUCUAAAAGGAGUGAAGGAACAGGUGGAAUACAAAUGCGUCUUAAGAUGGAGGUGGCUGGGGAACAAGGUUGAGCGGCUGACAUGAGGAUGGAAGUUUUCUGUAGUUGAAAACUAUAAAACUAUUGGCUCUUGUGCUUUACUGAGCGGCAGCAGUCCAACAGAUUUAGGGACACCCAAUGAGAUAAAUGAAAGAAUGUGUGUGUUGUUCUAUGUGAUGGACUCAAACGUGAUAUUGAGCAUUAUGGGAGAUAAAGCUUACAGCUCUGCAAUGAGCUUAUGUGGUGGGUGGGAGUUUCACUCCAGCUUGCUUCUUUUCAAAAAAAGUAUCAUGUUAUUAACCAAACCAGCUUACCCGACCGUAUCAUCAUUUCUCCUUCCACUAUAAAUAACCCAGAAUCCUCAUACACAUUGCAUUAUUCACCGCUGCGGUGUAGACGGGCCUCUGCACCAGGUGAGUUUAGACCAAAAGAGAUGUGUGGCUUGCGCGCUAAGGGAGAGCGUGCGGGUGGUCGCAGACCUUAACAUGUAAGGUGUAAUGGGCUUCUGAAGGCGUGCGGUGAGCUGCAUGGGGUAAAGAGAAGGCAAGAAAAGCUUCUAUGUGCCGCUUUGCCACUCCAAAUGGAAUAACUAAAAGUCAUGUAGCCUCUCCCCCCACGAGGCCUCAAAUGCCAACCUUGUAUUUUAUGCAUUUUCAGGCAAUGUUUCUUCCCUUCUUUUUAUCGUUUUCUUUUAUUUCUUUUUGUUUUUUGAAGUGAGAAUGCCGUAUGUGGAGCGUGACAGGCUGGCUGUGGAGAGUGAAGAGUAGGAGUGUGUAAAAAGACAUCAGAGUGCUAAUCCUAAUGUGAACUGAUUGUUCACGGUCAUGCUGUGAACCAAAGGAUCAUGGGAGUUGGAAAACUGGACGGAGAAGUCGUCACUCAUAUUACGGAUCUCAAAAGUGCCAAUUUUUCCGAAGGCAGCAACAAGAGUAUAACAAAGAUUUUUAUACUCGAGGUAAAGCUAGCUGUAGCUGGGAGUGCAAUGCUCGCUAUUUUAUAGGUUAGAAGCCAAUGGUGUUGGAAUCAUCCUUGUAAGGGGAUUGGAGAGAAUACAAUAUGAGAAUGUUCUUGAAAGAAAAACAAUGGGCUUUGUCUGUGAAUCACAGAUUUUCUUAUCUCACAACACCAAUUCCUCUUUGAUUUUGAACCAAGGCCACCUGUUUAUUUGUUAUUUUGUGAAACAAUGUUUUUACCUCAUUUGUGCAUAUCAAAGACGUCAUUGCUUUUUGAAAAGAUAUAAAGGGAUCUAAUGCUUUUUCUGUUUAAAGCUUGUUUUUUUUUCAUGCAUUGUUUAAUCUUUUAGUUGUAACUUGCCAUUUUGUAUUUGCAUUCUUUAAACUGCUUUUCUCUUUUCCUUUCUCAAUAAAUGGAGUUCUUUAAUGGCUUCAGUGAUGCUUUAACAUUAUUGUGCAAUGCAGUUAUAUUCAAAGAAAGCCAGCUUUUAAAUUUCAUCUGUAAAUAUCUUGUCUCUUGAUGAGUCAAUGGGUUAUUUAAACUAAUCUGUAAUUAGCUGAC
Triplophysa rosa is the source of this 11132-nucleotide messenger RNA. RefSeq names its product neural-cadherin. Bases 120 to 8828 code for a protein of 2902 amino acids. Gene Ontology annotation, biological process: homophilic cell-cell adhesion. NCBI's taxonomy places the organism in Eukaryota, Metazoa, Chordata, Actinopteri, Cypriniformes, Nemacheilidae. The record is from RefSeq and is a predicted model, not a curated record. The transcript is spliced from 33 exons. Gene Ontology annotation, molecular function: cadherin binding; calcium ion binding. Gene Ontology annotation, cellular component: plasma membrane; catenin complex.